AUGUGCCUCGGAGGUACACGACACAACCAAAAGAGGUUACAGGGACGCUAUGCCAAGUACGUGUUCUACAUGACGGACCCUAGCAGCACUCAUCAGUUUACGGCCCCCUGUGUAUCGAGGACUGCAUAUGCCAGCAGGGAGGGACUUGUCCCUGCCGCCCCAGAACCCGACGACACUAGUGGUGGACAGUACCUUGAAUACUUCCACAAGGCGUCAAGAGUUCAUCUGUCUGUCCGUCAUCUUGAAAAGUACCAGGUACUUCUCAUCGCGUAUCCGCUGCUUAAAUUCCCGAUCCAGGCCUAG
Molecule: messenger RNA, 303 nt
Organism: Parascedosporium putredinis
Lineage: Eukaryota; Fungi; Ascomycota; Sordariomycetes; Microascales; Microascaceae
Source: the annotation of a GenBank genome assembly